AUGAGUUUUAAAGGGUUCACAAAAGCUAUCACAAGAGCUCCCCAGAACUUCCGUCAGAAGUUCAAUAUGGGUGAGCAAACAGAAGAUCCAGUCUACGAAGAUGCUGAACGUCGUUUCAAAGAAUUAGAAGAUGAAACUAAGAAAUUGAGUGAGGAGUCCAAAAAAUACUCUGUUGCUGUCAAUGGGAUGUUAUCACAUCAGAUCGGUUUUGCUAAAGCUAUGGAAGAAAUAUUUAAGCCAAUUAGUGGUAAAAUGAGUGAUCCAAAUGCUACCGUUCCAGAAGAUAAUCCAGAUGGUAUUGAGGCAAGUGAACAAUAUAGAUCCAUAGUUGCUGAAUUGCAAGAAACUUUGAAACCUGAUUUGGCAUUGAUUGAAGAAAAAAUUGUUAAGCCAUGUCAAGAAUUAUUGAAAAUUAUUACUUAUAUUCGUAAAAUGUCUACAAAGAGAAACCACAAAAAGUUAGAUUUGGACAGACGUUUGAAUUCUGUUACUAAGCUUGAAAAUAAGAAAGAACAAACACCUAAGGAUGAAGAGAAAUUGUAUAAAGCUCAAGCUGAAAUGGAAGUGGCUCAACAAGAAUAUGAUUACUACAAUAACUUAAUGAAAGAUCAGCUACCUAUUCUAUUUAGUCUAGAAGCUCAAUUUGUGCAGCCAUUGUUUGUUUCCUUUUAUUACAUGCAAUUAAACAUUUUCUAUACAUUAUACAACAAAUUUCAAGAUAUGAAAAUCCCAUACUUCGACUUAAACUCAGAUAUCAUUGAAGCUUUCCAUUUUAAGAGAGGUAAUGUUGAAGAACAAGCAGACUCUCUUACUAUCACACAUUUCAAAAUUGGUUAUUCCAAAGCUAAGUUAGAAAUGACAAGAAAACGUUUUGGUGUCGAUAGUAACACUCCACCAGGUUCAGCCGGUACCACCGGUUAUGGCGCUGCCCCUGGUGCUGCCACUGCCGGCUAUGGUGCUGCUCCUGGUGCUGUUGGCUAUGGCGCCGCCCCUGGUGCUGCCACUGCCGGCUAUGGUGCUGCUCCUGGUGCUGCUCCUACUGCUGCCGCUGUUGGCUAUGGCGCCGUACCUGCCGCAGCUGGUUAUGGCGCUGCUGAUGCAAAGGCUCAAGAAGCUUAUGGUGCUGCCGGUGUUGCUCCUGCUGCUGCUCAAGGUUACCAAGCCGUUCCUCCAGCCUAUACUACCGCUCAAGCCGGUGAAUACUGCACAUCUUUAUACGAAUAUCAAGCACAAGCACAAGGAGAUUUAAGUUUCCCAGCUGGUGCUGUCAUCCAAAUUGUGCAACGUAGUGCAGAUGUUAAUGACUGGUGGACCGGUGUAUACAAUGGUCAACAAGGUGUCUUCCCAGGUAACUAUGUUCAACUAAACCAAUAG
Molecule: messenger RNA, 1374 nt
Organism: Tetrapisispora phaffii CBS 4417
Lineage: Eukaryota; Fungi; Ascomycota; Saccharomycetes; Saccharomycetales; Saccharomycetaceae
Gene: RVS167
Product: amphiphysin
Exons: 1
Coding region: 1-1374 (457 amino acids)
Biological process (GO): plasma membrane tubulation; actin cortical patch localization; endocytosis
Cellular component (GO): Rvs161p-Rvs167p complex; mating projection tip; medial cortex
Molecular function (GO): lipid binding; protein binding
Source: RefSeq, a predicted model, not a curated record